AUGUGUUUAUUGAAAGACCUACUAAUGUGUCGACUGCAGUCGGAUCAUACUUCAGUUUAAGAUGCAGUGGGAGCAAUUCAGCUCGCAUAUCAUGGAUGAAAGACAAUAAAUCGUAUAAACAAUCUAAAUCAUAUGCAGAUGGUAGAUGGUUUCAAUCAAGAAAGAAACAUAUCCUAGUAGUUAAUGCGGAGUUUGAAGACAGUGGGAUGUAUACAUGUAGAUUAUUACAUAAAAGAACAAAGAUUGGUGAAGUAAAUGCAUGGGUUGAUGUACGGGAGAAGCCACGCCUUACUGAAGAGAACCAUGCAAGAGAAGUAGCAUUAAAGGAAAGUGUUAUUACACAAUUAAAUCAUACAUUAACUGUAAAACAGGACGAAUUACUACAGAAAGAAAAUAUCAUGGAAAUUAAUAAAGAAAACCAUGCAAGAGAAGCAGCGUUAAAAGAAUUUGUAAUUAAAAAUUUAAAUUAUACACUAUUCACAAUACAGGAAGAAACAGCUCAGCAAAUUCAUGAAG
Molecule: messenger RNA, 516 nt
Organism: Saccoglossus kowalevskii
Lineage: Eukaryota; Metazoa; Hemichordata; Enteropneusta; Harrimaniidae
Product: chymotrypsin-like protease CTRL-1
Biological process (GO): proteolysis
Molecular function (GO): serine-type endopeptidase activity
Source: RefSeq, a predicted model, not a curated record